Molecule: messenger RNA, 1785 nt
Organism: Closterium sp. Naga37s-1
Lineage: Eukaryota; Viridiplantae; Streptophyta; Zygnematophyceae; Desmidiales; Closteriaceae
Source: the annotation of a GenBank genome assembly
AUGCUACUCUCCCAUCACUCUCUCCUGCGCGGCGCCAGCAUCCGCGAGAUCACGCUACCCGACAUCUUCUUGUACCGAUUGGAGAGCACCUCGUCGGUGAACCCGGAGAACCAGCCGGUCGUCAUGGUGAUCGCCGCGCGUAACUCGAAGACUUCCAAGGAUGCCCGUCUUCAGCAGAGCUACGCGGCGCGACACCUGGAAGCGGAGUUGUGCGCCGUCGGCGAGACCGGCCUGUGCUUGCACUUCAUCCUCGACCAGAUCGGUCAGUUCUCCGGCGUCGACUUCCUUCCGCCGCUUGACACCACCGAACGCGGACGCUGGUACAAGAAGCACCUCUUCUUCGCCCGCAACGACAAGGAGCAAGACGAGCUCCCCGCCGCCAGCCACCAACGUUGGACGCGGCAGAUGUGGACGACCAACAAGGUGUUCUGCAAGCGGAACGUGCACGCCGCACGCGCCGGAGGUGCACAGGAUCUAGCCAUCGAAGGGACUCCUCGCGCCGAGGUCGCCGAGCUGGGACACUGGGCUCUCGACAAGAUGACGCGUGCUUACAUCGCAGCCAUUCCCAUUGGGGUGGUGAUGAGGAAGGCCGGCUACUCGGGUUUCAAGCAGGACUACUUCUUGGGUCGCAGCAGGGUCCCGCCCUCCGCCAAACUCUUGGACACCAUCGCCGAGCACAUCUUCCCCGGCGUGGAUGCUCUGCUGCGCGAUGCGGAACCGCGUGCUGUCAAGGGGAGCGACGCCGACAAAGCCGCCGUGCACUUCUGGCAUACCCUCUUGAUGUUCCGCCGCAUCGUCGCCGAGGACCUCGCGGUGAAGCUCGUCCGCACACCGUGGCACCCGUACGUCCAAGGUUCCAAGCUCUGCCGGAUUGCCCUCUUUCAGCACUGGGCGAAAAGGGUCGAGGCAGGCGACACCGAAACGAUCAACAAGCGCCGAGACCCGACCCUCAUUCAGCCAGAGGAAAUCUCCGCCCGCUUGGACACGGAGUCCCGUAACAUGUCCCUCAAGGAGACGCUGAAGUACGAGAAGGAGCGCUCCGCGGUCAAGAAGAUCGACCUUCAGGAGGAGAUCGAGAAGCGCAACGAUAAUAUCGCGACGCUGACCGCCGAGUUAACCCGUCUCACUGAGGCACUCCGUGUGUCAGAAGCACGGAGGAUGCCGGCGGCACCGCCGUCGGCGAACGAGCAAGCGCCGACAGAGGGUGGCUCCAUGGAUUCGGCCAGUACGGGGCCCGAAGCCAAGAACGGGGAUGAGAAACCCCCGAAACCCCCACAAACGGUCAACGAGGCUCGUUACGAGCUCAACGUGGUGAAACCCUGGCGGGAGGCAACGACCGUGAGGGACGCUUGGCGCCUCUGGAACUCCGCCACCGCCGAUGACACUCGUCGUCUUUGCGACAGGGUCGCCGAGCCGGGAUUUGUCGACCGCCACACCCUCCUCGAAGGCGCGACGCAGGGUGCACACAACAUGAAGGUGCGCCGCAUGCUGAAGGCCAUGGAUGCAGUGCGCCUUCUUCGCUCGAGCGACGGCGAUGCCGACACCGAAGCCGUCGUUGCUGCACUGAACAGGAUCGAGGCGCCGAGCAUUGGGACCUUCUGCGAUGCCCUCACGGUGCUCAAUCCGGAAACGGCGCCGACGAACUCCAAGGAGCCUGGCAUGGGAGUCAAGGGGCUGGGCCCCAAGGUGGUCUCGAAGCUACGUGCCGCCUGUGCGCUGAUGGCGCUCAACUUGAAGCCGAAAACUUGGGUCGCCGACUUGUUUCCAGACACCUGGGAGGAGUAG